Molecule: messenger RNA, 297 nt
Organism: Rotaria sp. Silwood1
Lineage: Eukaryota; Metazoa; Rotifera; Eurotatoria; Philodinida; Philodinidae
Source: the annotation of a GenBank genome assembly
AUGUUUGAAGGACGAAUAAGAGAAUGGCCUGAUGGUCUAGUGCAAGUGAAAAAUGAUGAAAUAUUAUAUAAUGCUGUAAGCCCAUCAGAUGCACCUAAUCAAUCAAAAUUAUCAAAUAUUUCUUUAAGAAGUAUUAAUUUAAUACAACCUAUUGCUGAACAUGGUCAUUAUGAUAUGGAUAAAAUAGCUAAACUUGUUGUACGAUAUACAAAAAUAUUUGAUACAUUGGAACAAUCAUUUCCAACCCGGUUUCAUAAACCUGAUAUUGUUGUAUACAUUGUUUUAAUUAUGAUCUAG